Messenger RNA from Hibiscus syriacus, 930 nucleotides. Its product is annotated as probable magnesium transporter NIPA9. The transcript has 5 exons. Gene Ontology annotation, biological process: magnesium ion transport. NCBI's taxonomy places the organism in Eukaryota, Viridiplantae, Streptophyta, Magnoliopsida, Malvales, Malvaceae. Bases 55 to 777 code for a protein of 240 amino acids. The record is from RefSeq and is a predicted model, not a curated record. Gene Ontology annotation, molecular function: magnesium ion transmembrane transporter activity. Gene Ontology annotation, cellular component: membrane.
AAGAGAUCUUCCCCAGAUUUCAACAACAGAGAUACCGAGGAGGAAGAAGAAUAAAUGUGGGAAUCCAUCUGUUUAACAUUGGCAGCCACUGCCGGUAAUAACAUUGGCAAAGUUCUACAAAAGAAGGGCACCGUUAUUCUCCCUCCUCUCUCCUUAAAGCUCAAGGUGAUAAGAGCAUAUGCUGUUAAUAAAUCAUGGGCGAUUGGGUUUCUGAUCGAUAUAUCUGGUGCCUUGUUGAUGCUGAGAGCGUUAUCUAUGGCUCCGGUAUCCGUCGUUCAACCGGUAUCCGGCUGCGGGCUUGCCAUUCUUUCGAUCUUUUCGCACUUCUAUCUACAAGAAGUCAUGAAUGUUAUUGACUGGAUGGGGAUUACAUUAGCUGGCAUUGGCACCAUAGUUACACCUUUCGGGCAGACUCGUGGCCUAAAGCACGGUAGAGCGAUUGUGAUAUCCACAUGUGCUGCUGUGGCAUCGAUCGUGACAGGCAUACUGGCUGGUAUGCUCGCAUUGCGUGAACGGUUGCCUUCACCAGUUUCUCGUCUUUCACUUCUGCUCGGAUGGUUAUUUAUCAUGAUGGGAGUGCUAUUGCUUGUGAGUUCAACGAGACUGAUGCGGCACCUUCCAUGGCCGUUGCAGAACUUAAUACCUUGUGGAAUGGAUCGGAAUUUCUGUCUAAGGAGAACAGGGUCCCAUCGAGUCAAGGAUCCUAGCCCGGCUGCUGUCAUUCCAGCAGCCACAUUGCACCAUCUGAUAUCAGCACCGGCUAAGGCGAAGGCGUAACCAAAGAAAGCUAAGGAUCACUGUAUAUUCAUACAUUAUACGCCGAUCCUCCGAGUAACUUUCGAGUGUCUAUUUGUUUGACGUUAUAAAGUGUGAAAUUUGUAAAAUAAAACUAUUCUAAACUACCAUAGUCCAAUAUACUUGGUUUCUUGC